AAGAUACUGAAACUACCUCAAACCCUAUUUCCCAUUUGCAACAGUUCUCAGGACGCCGCCGUUGUCGACGCCGCCGCCACAACCGCAGUCGCGUCAUUCGCUUCGACCACAGCUGUUGCGUCUUCAACUCGUUUCCAUCUGUUGUUCUUGAAACAGUUACACAAUGCAGUCCAACGCAUCUUCAUCCAUGGAAGUUGAAACCGUGCCUUCUGAGGCUAAAACUUUGCCACCAAAGCCAAAGUUUGAGCCUUUGAAACCUCAUGAGAUGUCUGAUGGUCAGGUUCAGUUCCGCAAAGUGAAUGUCCCCCCACAUCGUUAUACCCCUCUCAAGAAAGCUUGGAUGGACAUCUAUACUCCCAUAUAUGAACAGAUGAAAAUUGACAUUCGAAUGAAUUUGAAGGCUAGGAAAGUUGAACUGAAGACAAGGCCUGAUACACCUGAUAUCAGUAACCUGCAAAAAUGUGCUGAUUUUGUCCAUGCUUUCAUGCUGGGUUUUGAUGUCAUAGAUGCCAUUGCUCUUCUGCGUUUGGAUGAGCUCUAUAUUGAGUCCUUUGAGAUCAAGGAUGUCAAAACACUUCGAGGUGAUCACUUAUCCCGUGCUAUUGGAAGGUUAUCUGGUAAAGGUGGCAAAACAAAGUUUGCAAUUGAGAAUGCGUCGAAGACAAGAAUCGUGAUUGCUGACACCAAAAUUCACAUAUUGGGAUCUUUUUCCAACAUUAAAAUUGCCAGGGAUUCUCUUUGUAGCCUUAUUCUGGGAUCACCUGCUGGAAAGGUGUACUCAAAACUAAGAGCAGUUACUGCCAGAUUGGCAGAAAGGUUUUGAUCUUCGCAUUACAGGAUUUUUCUAAAUUUCUGAGACCAAAUUCGAUGCGGAUGAGUUUUAAGCUAUUUGAUACGUGUAGAGUAGAGUGUUAUUUAUGAAUGUUUACUGAUUGAUUGUUCCAGGAAAAAACGAUUAUGUAUCAGUUUUGCAGUGUGUGUAGAUCAUCGGUCAAUAGACGAACAAUUAUUGUCGCUGCCUUUUUCUGUUCUGGUCUUGAAUAUUAGUAUUUAGUUUUAUUUUCUUUUGAACAUACUUUUAUAAUUUAUCAAUAUUUUUAAAAGUCAAAUUACUUAUCUUGUAAAUUGAUAACUUUUU
Messenger RNA from Abrus precatorius (Indian licorice), 1138 nucleotides. Its product is annotated as RNA-binding protein pno1. The record is from RefSeq and is a predicted model, not a curated record. Gene Ontology annotation, cellular component: nucleolus. Gene Ontology annotation, molecular function: RNA binding. Lineage: Eukaryota; Viridiplantae; Streptophyta; Magnoliopsida; Fabales; Fabaceae. The coding region runs from base 164 to 823 and encodes 219 amino acids. The transcript has 2 exons.